UUUCUCCGUCUCCAAGUUGGAGAUUAUUAUAGUACAACGACAAAAUUAAAAAAAUUAAAAGUCGGUUUUUUGCUUACAUUAAAAACUACAUGUAUAUUGUCGAAACUUUGUCAUACUUUCCAGUUUUGAUCAGUUAGUCGUAGUCAGCAUGUUGCGUCGCUUCCUCAAGAAAUUCCAGUCUUCCCGAUUUCCUGGUCUUAUCGUGGUUGAGGGGGUGCGACCUGCUCGUUCUCCUACUCUUAUCAUUGGUCAGUCAUCCCCCUUGGUCGCUGCUGGGUCACCGUUUGCUAUUGCAGUGCGUACAUUUUCAGUCAGUUGCUCCGACAGAAAGAGUUUCAAACAUAAGCCGGAACGACCUAAAUUAAAAAUCCACACGCCCGAGGAACUGUUUGGUGAGCCGAAGGGAUGGAUGAACGUGCCUCCAGGGGGAUAUUUUUUACUGAUUAUACCGGUGUCUACACUACUGCUUGGAAUUUGGCAAGUGUUCCGGUGGAGAUGGAAGUUGAAAGUUAUUGAAGAGAUGGAAAAGGUCGUGCGUGCUACUCCUAUGGAUUUUCCGGUGGAAAAUUUGGAUUCAUUAAACAGUAUGGAAUAUACUAAAGUCAAGCUCAGAGGUAGAUUCGAAUAUGAUAAUGAGGUGCUCAUGGGUCCGAGACAGUUGUUCAACUACAGUGUCGAUAUUAAGCCGACUAGUUCGGGGUUUAUGGGACCUGGCUCGUCCCCGACGGGAUAUCAUGUUAUCACUCCUUUUCGCGUAGAAGGACAGAACUUCUCAAUCCUUGUUAAUCGAGGCUGGAUAUCGGAUCGUAUUAUUCGAAAAUAUAAAUCCACGGAAGACAAUAUUGAAAUUGUUGGGGUCGUUAGGAAGGAGGAGAAACGUCAGCCGUUUAUGCCAAAGGACGAUGGGAUGACAAGUUUUCACAUUUUCAGAGACGUAACUCGAAUGGCUGACAAACUAAAAACUGAGCAUGUCUUCAUUGAUCUCGAAUCCAUUGCUGGAAUGGACCUUUCAUCCGCCCGACUCGACAAUCUCCCUGUUCCAGGACAAACUCGUGUGACUUUAAGGAACGAGCACGUCAGUUAUUUCUGCACGUGGUUUAGUUUGUCAGCUAUCACAUCCUACAUGUGGCAUCGUCGCUUCAUUUUACGGAAGCAUCUGCGAUAAUAUAAUUUUCUCGAUAUCUUGUUGCCCACAAGUGUUUAUAUAAACUUAGUAGUUAAUCCAAAUUACGUCAAUAAGAAGUCAUCUAAUCAAAUGUCUCUGGUCACCGUGUAGAAAAUCUCCCGUAAUGAAUAUAAAGUGCACAUUCAUUACUUCCAGACCGUCGUUCAUAUACAGCUCAAAAAUCAAUAAUUUAAUUAGUAAAUACUAUCACGCAAAAAAUAAGACUGUCCUGUUCAAUAAAGUCCAACUUUAGUUUUAACACAAAAUA
This is a messenger RNA of Folsomia candida, 1433 nucleotides long. It is a transcript of the gene Surf1, whose product is annotated as surfeit locus protein 1. NCBI's taxonomy places the organism in Eukaryota, Metazoa, Arthropoda, Collembola, Entomobryomorpha, Isotomidae. Gene Ontology annotation, cellular component: membrane; mitochondrion. The record is from RefSeq and is a predicted model, not a curated record. Gene Ontology annotation, biological process: mitochondrial respiratory chain complex IV assembly. Bases 149 to 1165 code for a protein of 338 amino acids. The transcript is spliced from 5 exons.